CAGGAGUAACAGGUGGACCAGGCUCAACACCCGGAAUAACAGGCGAACCAGGCUCAACACCCGGAGUAGGAGGUUCAACACCAGAAGUGACAACAACACCAAUUCAUCCACCAACAACACCUGGGGGAUGUUAUUACUAUGGACAAUAUUAUCCACCUGGCUCGACUAUUGAAGAAAACCUUUGCUCAGGCGUCUACUGCGACGAGAAUGGCAACAUUCUUAUUGGUGACUUCUUUGACAAACCAGAGUGUAGAGAACCAACAACAACACCUCCGACACCAGAAACCACAACUCCCAAAGGAUGUGAAUAUAAUGGAUUCAGCCACGCUCCUGGUAGCACUAUAGAGGAAGGACCCUGUCAUAUAGUUAUCUGUGACGAGAAUGGACAGAUUAUUAUUGGUGAAGGUACUACACCAAAGGAAGAGACACCAGGACCAACAACACCCGCAGAGACUCCCAGAACACCAACGACUACUCCCAGCAUACCUACUCCCGGAAAAGGAUGUUUUUACGAAAACCAGUACUAUACACCAGGACACAUCAUCGAAGAGGGAGAAUGCCAUGUUGUUUAUUGUGACGAGAAUGGUGAAAUUGUUAUCGGUGACUUCUGGAGCAGACCUGGCUGUAGACCAACCACACCAGGUGCUACAACCACUACACCUGCUACUCCUUCAACAGAGCCAGCAACUACACCAACACCUGCCACAACCCCACCAUCCACCUUUGAACCCAUCUGUGUAGACGGAUGGACAGAGGAGAUGAACGUUGACAAUCCAGACAGUGGGAACGGUGGAGACAUUGAAACCAUUGACGAACUUCGACGAAAAUAUCAAUUCUGUGACGACCAUAUGAUUGAAGAGGUGAAAUGUUACGUAGCAGAUACAAGUUUAGACUACACUUUUAUGGAUCAAGUUGUUAGGUGUGACCUCAACGGUUUAUCAUGCUGGAAUGGUUACCAGUCCAUUGGCGUUUGUUUUGACUACAGCGUCAAAUUCCGAUGUAACUGUGGUCGUACUGAACCUCCUUCAAUACCAACUGAAGGCUUCACCACAGGAGGUACAGGAGUGACCAGUGGAGAGACAACUGCUCCCACGGGACCAACUGGAGCAACACAUGUAACAGGAGGUACUGGUAGCACUGAGGGAGGCACCGGAGCAACAUGGUUGACUGGUGGAACAGCCACUCCAGGCACUGGUACACCCGGAGUGACUGGCACUGCAGGUACAACUCCAGGAUACACAACAGGAGGAACGCCAGGAACACCAAAAGUAUCAACGACAAAAAGAACUGGAACUCCAGGUGAAACAACAGCCCCUAUUGUUGAAACCACUCCCAGCACAGGAGAGAAGACCACCCCAAGCACAGGAGAAACUACACAGGAGACAACACCAGGUACAACUCCAGGAGUAGGAGAAAAGACAACACCAGGUGUAGGAGAAAAGACAACCCCAGGUGUAGGAGAAAGGACAACACCAGGUGUAGGAGAAAGGACAACACCAGGUGUAGGAGAAAAGACAACCCCAGGUGUAGGAGAAAAGACAACACCAGGUGUAGGAGAAGAAACAACUCCAGGUGAAGGAGAAAAGACAACACCAGGUG
Owenia fusiformis is the source of this 1599-nucleotide messenger RNA. The record is from the annotation of a GenBank genome assembly. Lineage: Eukaryota; Metazoa; Annelida; Polychaeta; Sabellida; Oweniidae.